Molecule: messenger RNA, 6044 nt
Organism: Haliotis rufescens (red abalone)
Lineage: Eukaryota; Metazoa; Mollusca; Gastropoda; Lepetellida; Haliotidae
Product: striated muscle preferentially expressed protein kinase-like
Exons: 11
Coding region: 134-1276 (380 amino acids)
Source: RefSeq, a predicted model, not a curated record
GGGGAAGGGAGGUAACUCCGAAGUUGGAACUGCAGUUCAAGGGUGUGUCUCGCUGCGGUGAAGUUUGCACAUUUAAGGCAUUUUGGGGUCAGAAAUUUUUAACUGAUUUCUGCUUAGGAACCACUACCUGACCAUGACUAUAACAUUUUGGAGUGUCGGGAUCUACCAAACGAGGGACUACCAAACGAGGGACAUUGAUUUGAAAGGUCCUUUUCUUGCUGUUGAUAAGGUUGAAAAUCAAAGCACAGGCUGGUGUCCUGAAGAUAGCCUGCCAGUCGCAAACAGAAAAAAUGAAUCGGACAGUGUGCUUCAAGAAUGCAGAGAACAGCAAAGAGGAGGCACAGAGAAGAUUCCUCAAGCAAAGAUACGGCAGAGAGGUGGACGACAAAAACCCAGGUAUCCUAGCAGAGGAAGAAUCCCCUCCAUCUUCACAAAUCGUCAGCCUACCACAAUCAAGAGGAUGAUAAUAAUAUUGCUGUUCCUCUUCUGUGUCCUUGGUGUUGAAGGAAGCUCUUCACAGAUGGGUACCGAUUGUCGAGAUAUCAUGACAAACUGUUCACAAUAUUCAAAUAAUCAAUAUUGCGAACCAGAUCAUGACCAUGAUGAACAUGUAAAUGUCACAUGGCUGUUUCUCAACUGCCAGAAGACAUGCAUCUGCAGUCAACUAAAAGAUAAUGCAACGGAAGACACCGAUCCUAAGUGCAAAGAUUUCCAACAUUUUCUGCAGUGUCUACAACGACCACCAGCAGAGGAAUUUAGGAAUACCUGCCCCAAGACCUGCUUCUACUCUGCGACGCCUAAUUUCCUGACAUCCCCCAAAAACCAGACCAUCAAAGAAGGAUCGAACCUUACUCUGGAGUGCUCCAUCAACAGCACAAGCCCACCGGUCAAUAUCACUUGGGUCAAGAAUGGUAAACCAAUUGUCCCUGGUAAAAGAGGGUUAGUGAGCAGCAAUUCCACCACCAGCAUGCUCACCAUCAUUGCGGCAAGUCCGUCUGACCAGGGUCGGUACUACUGUAAUGCCACCAACAACAAUUAUCAACAAUUGCUGCAAAGUCAAACAGGAUAUGUGACUAAUGAAGAAGGCGGACCUAAAAAGGCAACCAAUGAUAACACAGGGUUAACCAUAGGCAUCACUGGGGGAUUGCUGGCCAUAUCCGUAGUGGUAGUGCUGGUGGUGCUGGUGGUGCUGAAGGUGCUGAAGUUGAGGAAGUUGAGGAGCCACAAGAAGGCAGAAGAUGAUGAAGUGAAAACUGAUUUAAAUUCAAGUGAUUAACCUAUCUUGUUGUUACUUAUUACAAAUACAUGAUGACGUCACAUGCCCACGGAAUGAUAUCCACAUUGAUUGUGUACCUUACUUUUGUAAUUCAUUAUUUCGUAAUCUUUUGACUAUUUAGCACAAUGAAAACUUGAAAUGAUCAGAUUUUUUGAAUUGGCUAUCUGUAGAUUCAUUGAUCACCUCGACCAUAUGGCAUGGCCUUUUCAUCUUGCAUCCACGUAGUCAGCAUUGUCUGAAACAUCUUCCCUGAAACUACUGGACCAGUGAAGCUGAGCAUACUUCUGCCUGUCAGUUGAUGACAAAUAAGUGGGAAUGAGAGGUUCCAGUUGAUUUUUAUUAUAUCCAACAUUGCAGCCUGGUUGUAAAGCUCAUUUUCGGCCAUUACACAGUCAGCUCUUCUAAAAAGGAAAUAGGACUCACAUAGGUGGCACACUUUGAUGCAACUGAAAUACUGUUCAAACGGUUACAGGCCGUCUAAGCCACAUUUCGAAAAUAGAUAGCCAAAAUUGAUGUGGCUCGCGGGGCAAUGGUUAUGGUUGUGUGAUUGUGGAAUGUGGCUCUCGUGGCUAUGCUGUCAAAACAUGCUUUGUGAUUCUAACAGGUUACCGUAUUUAACAAAACAAGUCUUGUUUUCUCAUUUUUUUAUUCAGAUCAUAACAGGGAUAAUAUAUUCAACAUUACAUUGAUGGAUAUCAUGACAGGUCAUAUUACAUUGUCACAUUACAGGUCAUGAUUGUGUUAUGAAUUGUUGUGUAGCCCAUCUAAAACAAUGACAAUGUUUGCACUUACAUGUAAGACACAGAUGUAUUACGCUACUGCAUGACUUGAUGAUGCCGAACACUACCAUAAUGUCAUUACUGCAGAUGAAGGAGGUCGCCCACGUGGUCAGCAUAUUCCAUCUCAGGAGCUGGGUCUUGAGCGAUGCAAUACAAGCAUCGAUUUCUUUGUACUUCCUUCUUCGUGAAGGUUCUGACCACUGGUGAGAGGGUCUCAGGACUGCAACCUCUGUGAGUGACUCCUCUGCCACUUUCAAUGAACUUUAUUUGAACUUGUGCAUUUACCAUGGUUCUGACAUGGAGUGAACAGGACGUCACUUAAAUAUGUUAUAAAUAACAGGAUUAACUCAAUGUCAUUUAAGACCGCCAUUGAUCUCUAAAGAACACCACGCUUAGUAAUCUGUACAAGCUAAUUGAGGUGAGUUUACUCAAUUUAAAUGUGGGACACUCAUUUAAAGGUAUCGGUAAUCUGAUUAAUUAAUUACCGGCUAGAGUAGGUGAAAUGCGCACAGCUGAAAAUGUGGCGCAUUCUGCAAUAGUCAUUUUUUUAAAUGUGGCUCAACCGGCUAGACACCGUUCAAACUCACUCACUCACUUAAAAUGUAACAUUUCUUGAAAACAUCAUCUGUACAAAAACACAGCAUUCUUAGAAAGUUGGAACGUUGUCUCAGAGUUUGAUCUGAAAGGUAUUAUGAUUUGCAUCUAUUUGGACAGAAAUGGAGGAGGUUAAAGAGAUUUUCUACUUUCUAGUUUUACAAAAAGAUGUGCUUUGACACAUCAGCAGUUUCAGAAAAUUGUCAAAUUCGAUAGCUGGCAUUAUUUUCCAAAGUUCAAGAAAAGUUAAAGUUUUUUACUUUGCCUGAUACUGACAAUGAGUAGUUUCAUGUCCAGCAUUAUGACCAGCAUUCACCUUCUGUCAAUCUUGACAAUGUUGUACUGUUGUUAAGCAUCCAUUGCUCUAGGGCUUCAUCACAAGUGGUAGACGUCUAAGACAUACAUCACUUCAGGCUUACCUCCAUUAUAUAAGCGGGCAGUCGGGUAGCCUCGUGGUUAAAGCAUUCGCUCGUCACGCCGAAGACCACGUGUAAGAUUCCCAAUUCGGAAGCCCAUUUCUGGUGUCCCCGCCGUGAUAUUUCUGGAAUAUUGCUAAAAGCGGCGUAAAACCAUACUCACUCACUCAUUAUAUAAGCGGACACACUGUGAUUUUUGAAAUAUGAAACUGUUAAAAGAUGUUAGCUGAUACCAUGUUCCUUGUCACCAUUUUGGGAGUCUUGUGAAAAACAUCAACAUUGGAAGUUUAUCUUUUAAUGGAACAAUGUGACAAAAAUACUUUAUUUGUUCUUAAAUCUUCUCAAAAAGCUCAGUGUUGACCUGUGGGUGGCAGAAAAGGGAUGUGUGGUCUACUCCUUGCAUAUCAUUAAUGUUGCACACAAAGAAAUGCUUUUAGUAUCAUAUUUCAUAUCUGUCCAUUUGCAUCAAUUGAUCUUUGUGGCUGUCUCUGUGGACCGUUAGAAUGUUGACUAUACAUGUAUAUCCAGGUGAACAGCAGUGCUUAAGGGACUACCAAUUAUGUAAGCAAAGUUUGUGAACGGAGCCUAUGAGGUCAAGAGCCUUGUCUCCUUUUUGUUUUAUGCACUAUUACGUCAUUUAUCACUAAAUCUUUCUUUUUUCUAACGCUCUUAUGGCAAGAUUCUGUGAAAAUUGUCAGCAUCAUUAAAUUAUUAAAUUAAGAAACAGCAACAAUCAAAAUCCAUUGAUUUACAUGAGUUUCAAAUUCAGAAUUCUGUGAGUAAUUUUGUGAGUAGCCAAAGACAGCCCAUAACCUCUGGUUGGUACAUACUGGUUAACAACACAUCAAAGACUUCAUUUAUGUUCUAUGGGUAUAUCCGUAGAAACGUGGAGGGUUAGAAUUGGCAGUUUUUCCCACCCACGAGGCACACGACAAAUCGGCCAUGUUGGCCAGUGUACCCCGAGAACGAGAUGGUCCUCCGAUAGUGGGGUUGGCUACCGGCUCGUGGCAACAUUUUUGUUUCUUUGUACUAUUAUCAGUCUGAGUGCGGUUUUAUGUGAGCCUGGAAAUUAUUUAUUGUUGUCUGGUGAUGUCGAUUUAAACUCUGGGCCACCUAGGUGGAUGAAUAUGCAUCACUCAAAAAGGAUAUUUUACAAGAGCUUUGAUCAAUGAAGCGUGAAUUGUCCUGAGAAAUAUGUGAAGUCAAGAUUGAUACUAGAAAAAUGAACUGAUGAUAAUUCUGAAACUCUCCAAAAGGUAAAAAACAUGGAAGCUACCUAUUGAUCGCUUGGAACAAUACAGUAGAAAGUUAAAUAUACUGCUGUUUGGUGUGUCUGACAAUGUCAACCAAAACAGUGAUAGUCUAAAGGAAACAAAAGACAUCAGCAUAGGGGUGUGGCCCAUGCCGUGCCACUUCUGCCCUUAUUAAUCCUUUCUAUUCUGUAAUAUAUCUGGACUUACAACAAAUAAAUUAAAUUGCUUCCACUUCAUUGACUAUAUAUACUGGUUUGCUAUUACUAGUCUUAGUGGAGCAUGAAUGUGACUAUUCCAUGCCUAUGAACUCCUAGCUGAGAAAAAAGGGUCAUUUAGAAGACUGUCUGGAGGAAUUGUGUUUUUUGUCAGAAAAACAUUAAAAGAUUAUGUGAAUGGUUAUGUGAUUGGCCAAAAUGUUGUGUUUAUAGUAUUUGAUAAGUCGAUACUUGAUCUAGACAAAGACUUAUUAGUUGUUUGUGUCUACAUUAACCCGUGUGGAUCAUGGUGGAAUGCAAACAAACUCUCUGGAUGUGGAAGAAGCCUAUGUUUGACUCGCUUGUUGAUGUACUUCAUACCGGGUAAGUUUGGAGAUGUACAUAUUUUUAUGGGACUGCCCCAGAUUCAGUUGUGACCUUGUGGAAAGGCUGGGAAUUGAGGAUUUCUCUGAUCUUGGUGAUAAUAUUGACAUAAAACAUUUCUCAUGUGAUGACAGUCUUAAUACAUUUGGAUAAAAACUGGUCAACUGGUUUAUUUACCUUGUGCAGCCAGUUUGAUGUCAUAUCUAGGUGAGAGUCAGAUCAUAUGCCACUCACCUGUCGAUUUCAGUCACAGUUAGAAAUAUUGCAAUGUAUUUGUAUAUAGCCUUUAAUUAUCGUGAAUCUGUAUUAUAUGCUGUGGACCAUUAAAUGUACCGUAUGCAGGAGCCGUUAUGUCAAUUUCAUCUGAAGUCACACUUCUCCCACAACUUCAUCAUGUCAUGGAUGAUAAACUGUAUAGUUCUUUUGGCUACCAUUGUGCCUAAUGUUGUUAUUGUGUAAUAAUGUAUUGUUUUUGACAUUGAACUGAUGACAUAUGACCCUUGCUUUGCCUUUGAGAAAUCGGAUUUUGACCACUUUUAAUGAUUUCCUAUGACAUACAUUAUUGCACUGACAACAUUGAUUUCCUUAUAAACAUUCAAGUCAUCUAUUAUAAACAUAUAAAAAAUGGUCUUUGUGGACUGCUAGGUGUAGUAUUGUGUUUGGGCUUGCCCUCAAAAUAAGAAAGUAACUUAGUUGCGCUUCAGUCCUGAUUCUGGUUUCCUUGAUACUUUUUCUAUGGCUGUAGUUGGGCAUCCCUGCACCCCCCCCCCCCCCCCCCCCCCCUGUGUCUCUGUAUGGGGAGUUGGACCCUACUUACACAUGUGUAUUGGCCUGUGCUCCUACAGGUUUAUUUGUGGAAGUCACACCUCAAAAAGUAGGGUAAAAACUCUUAAAUAUUAGGCUUGAUCUGUUGGAGGGAGACCAGACUUAAAUGUCUGGUGCCAUUUCAAGUGUCUCUCUAUAGAAGUUGUUCUGUCUGUUUUCCAUUAAUUUGCAAUAGUGUCUCUCUGUAAAUAGCAUUAUACAUUAUUGCUAGAUUUGUAUGUAUUUGGUAGCAAAUGAGUAAUUCUAUUUUUUUUAUUGAUUCAAUGUUAUUGCAUGAGCCUAGUCACCUUGUCCCUCUUUAAUAAAAUCUGCUAGACCACCAA